Molecule: messenger RNA, 2040 nt
Organism: Planococcus citri (citrus mealybug)
Lineage: Eukaryota; Metazoa; Arthropoda; Insecta; Hemiptera; Pseudococcidae
Exons: 3
Coding region: 161-2023 (620 amino acids)
Cellular component (GO): membrane
Molecular function (GO): ligand-gated monoatomic ion channel activity
Source: RefSeq, a predicted model, not a curated record
CUCAAAGACCCUGUUAGCCAAUAGAAAUUCUUACAAUAGAAAAAUUAUAAUGCAAAGCUGUCUUUGUUCGAUUUAAUACCUACUUUUAAUCUAAUUGAAAAAAGCUUCGACCAUCAAUCAACCUAAUUACUUCGUAAUUUCAAUUCGAAUUAUUAACGCGAUGAUCCUACUCGUGUUGCUCGUUCUACUAAAUUCAUUUCCAAAAUCUUUAUGCAAAACUCUCGCCGAUACUGUACCCUCGGAGUACUCGGAAAAUCGCAGACAAGAAAUGAAUCUGAUAAAAAACUGCGUCUAUAACAUUUCGGAAACUUACUCAGCCGGUAGAAAUAUGAUUUUCAUGGCCGAACAGUUGAAUUCGGAUUUGAGCGAGUUUCUCGUACGUGAUUUAAAUAAAGGCUUGAAGAUCAUCACGACAUCGAGUAACGUGUCUCGAAACAUGGGAUUCUUUUUCUUUUUCCAAGAUAACCGCGAGACGAGCUACGUUGAAAUAUUGGAUAAAAUUCCGCCCAAUAAUGUGAUGAGAUUUGUGGUGAUAUUCGACUAUCAAGAGAAAAUCGACCUGAGGCAGAUUCAAAAUACGUUGGAGGAGUUUUGGCUGUAUCAGAUCAUCGAUGUUAUUGCUCUGGUACCGUAUAAGAUAUCUAAAAAUAUACGAAUUUAUACGUAUUAUCCGUUUUCACCGACUAGGUGCGGAGAAACUGGUCCUCCUAUAUUGAUCAAUGUUUGGAAUUCUGCCAACAGAGCGUUCCUGAAUGGGCAUGAUUUGUUUUCGAGGAUCAAAAAGGUUUUCAAUUUAUACGGUUGCCCGUUAAGAUGCAUGGGGAUCAACAGGCCACCGGAAUCUACCAUAAUUCGAUUAGCUGAUAAUACAUGGCAAUUACAUGGAACUGGCAAUAAAGUAUUCAGGUUCAUCGAAAGGCAUUUAAAUUUCACAGCCAAAAUAGCUCUUUUUCAGAAAACUGAUACCAAAAAAGGAUACAAGGUGAAAAACAGCACACAACCGAAUUAUUCUCGUUUCGAUAUAGCUUUUGGAAAAUUCAUCCGUAUCCUAGAUGCCGAACCAAGCGCUGAAUUCAUAUCAGAAAACAGAAUGGAUUGUUUUACAUGGGCAGUGCCACAUGGUAUCGGAAGACAACCGUCCAUAUGGACGAAUUACAUAAUCGAGUUUUCACCUUAUACUUGGCUAAUGAUCCUAAUAAAUAUAAUUAUAGCAUCGGUGAUCGUACGUUGGAUGGUGCAUCGACUCCACAUCAAACACCCAGACUGGUCAACCUAUCGUUAUAUUCUUUUCUACACGUUUUCUACGUUCAUAGGUGCCACGGUGAAGUUACGAUCGAGAUCCUUCGUCUUGCGAAUAUUCGCAUCGCAAUGGCUUCUCUAUAGUUUGGUCAUCACAGCAUCUUACCAAGCUUAUCUAGGAAGUUUGAUGACUAUACCUCGAACAGAACCUGAAAUAAAUCAACAAUCGGAUCUCUUAAACACUAGUUUGAACUUGGUAGGUAGGCAAGAGAUGUUCAACGUGCUGAACGAAUCAGCUGCCAACAGUGGAGAAUUCAAAGCUAUCAUAGACAGAUUUUUCAUAUUACCACCGAUCGAUUUUGAGACUAUUGUAAAUCGUGUAAUACAUAAAAGAGAUAUAGCUGUGUUCAGUUCUAGAAGAGAGUUGAUAUAUUACGCUCAACGUCGCCGGAAUAAUAUCAACGAACGUAGAAAGAUACACGUUUUUUCAGACUGUGUCAUCAGUUCUUACUCGUCAGCGUUUAUGCUACGUAAGGGAUCUCCGUUUCAGCAUCCUAUUCAUAGUGUUCUCGCGAGGUUAUUUGAGACUGGUAUCUAUAAUUUUUGGGAUAAAGAUAACAAGAGAGAUGAAAUUUACCAUAGUAUUACGUUCGCGAAACAAACCACGUUAGCUAUACGUGAACUUUACGGAGCUUUUAUUGUUCUAUUUGGAGGCCUAUGUAUUUCAACGGUUGUAUUUAUUAUUGAAAUGUUCGUCAGGCUGAUUAAAGAGAAACAGAAAUAAAUUAUUUGAAUUUUGAA